UCUCAUGUAUCGAUUAGCAAAAUGUUUUGAUUACCAUUCGGCUUACACAUGAAACUGUUUGGUUUGUCAACGGCUACUAACGUUUAUAUUGGUUUUUAGCAGGAGGAAACUGCCAAGGUCGACAUUGUUUAGGAUAUAAAUGAGAAGGGGAGAUUUCCGUUACGUUUAAAACAAGAUGUGAACUUAUUUGACAAGAUAACAGGUACCCGUUUUGACGUUUCUCAACACACGGUACGGCAUUCAGCUGUCUGUACAGACCGUAACCGUGGAGUUUAUUCACUACUCAAUUUUUUGACAGUUCGCUUCAUUGUUAAAAUUUGAAAUAUAUAAGCUAUAGCACGUGUAAGUAAAUUGUUCAACUCUGAAUGAAUGGACUCGGAAAUGAGCCUCGUGGAUAUCACAUUAAAUUCCCAACACAGGAACUGUUGUUCCGAAUUGUCAAGUGGAUGUUUGAUGGUUCAAGUGUGUUUUAGAGGUUCAUAAAAUGUAUAAUUAAUUUACAUGUGAAAUAGUACAGUAAUACUAUUAGAUAAUUACCAAAUUUUUGCCGGAUGAAAUGAACGUGAACUGUGUCAGUAGGGCAUUUUUCCAUUGCUAAAUCAAAACCAUUUUUUUUAGAUACUGCCACUAACAUUUUGAGUGAGAAUAUGGGAGGCUAAGUUGAUUGAACAUUUUUGUGUGAUAUUUUAGAUUAGUUUCAUUAAAAUAAACUAUUUAACAUGGUGAAGCCCUCAGUAUGAUGUCCUUCAUGUCAAGAAAAAAGAAGUUUAAAUUUCAUGUCAAUUUUAUGGUUGAAGAAAUUUCUUCUGUUCCUUUUGUCAGUGGAAUUUUGUUUGCCAAGAUUCGUCUUCACGAUGGAGGGAAUUUCUGUGAAUUUAGUAACCGGGAGGAGGUGCGGAAUAAUCGAGUGGAUUGGAAUUCAAAGUUUGAAUUUGCCUGUAAGAUGACAGCUAAUGUAAAUACAGGAGUAUUAGAACCAUGUGUAUGCCGUGUGUCGGUUAGAAGAGAACUAAAAGGUGGUCGGUCACAUCAUAAACUAGGAUUUGCCGAUAUAAAUUUAGCAGAGUUUGCUGGAUCCGGAGCUCAAUCACGGAGAUAUUUAUUAGAAGGCUAUGAUACCAAACACAGGCAAGAUAACUCCAAUAUAAAAAUAACAGUAGAAAUGUCACUGAUAUCUGGUGAUCCAGUAUUUAAAGUGCCUACCCAUCAGGUAUUACCCACAUGUAUCGAGGGAGAAUUAAACGAUGUACCUAUGGAAUUACGAUCCGUUGAAGACUGUAGCGAAGGUAGUAUGGCGUCUAAUAGUAGUGGCUUUGGCAGCCUCACGCGUAAAGAAAAAACACAUUCUACCCAUUCUAACUCUACGCCUAUGGAUUUAGCCGAUAAUGACAGUGGUAAAGAACUUGAAAAAACUCAUUCUAGAAGUUCAAGCUAUGUUAGUGAGCAAUCGCGAGGAUCCGGUUAUGGUUCUAUGACACACAGUCGACAGUCUAGUGUAGGAAAUGAAGCCAUUUUAACUCAUAUGAGAACACCUAGUACUGCUUCCGCAUUAGCCGAGUUUACUAAAUCUGAAAGACGACGGAAACAAGAUGACAGUGAAAAAGAAAGACGUGUUGGUAUGACUAGGGUAGAUGCUGAAGAUUUAGUAGAAGAAUUACUACAAAGUACAGAUUUAGGUCUAAUUCAUACAGAAGAGUCUUCAGGUUUACAGUUGUUAGUGUGUAAAGAUGGUACUACGGCUUUACGGUGACGUUACUUGAAGAUUUUAACUUUUAACGUGUAGCUGCCUUACACCAUUCUCCUGCUGUGAUUACUUUAUCUUUUUGUAUAUAUACUGCUUAAACCACCGACUGAACCCACCAUAUAGUGUUCUAGUCUACACCUGUCCAUAUACAUUAUAUAUUCAUCUGUGCGUCUUGAUGUUCAAAUAUACUAGACAAUGUGUACGAAAGGACAUCAGUUUUACUAUGUGAAAUACAAACGUCAUGUGGGAUGUAAAUUGUAGAAAAAGGACAAACUUUAUAGUCUUAAGUUUUUUAAAUGGAAUGCUUUUAUUGUUCUGUAUGUAAUGUAUGUUCAAAGAAGAGGUUUCCUCUUCUCAAGGUAGAGACUACCUAUUUCAAGAGAAAAUUUAACCAACUGUGUUCUGAAUCCAAACUUUUUAACAUCUAUGGAGCUGAGAUUGAGAAGAAGAUAAUUAACACGACAGUCCAAUAUGUGAUUUUUUUUCUGAAAAAUCUCAAAAACAAUUUCUAGGAUUCCAGUGGAUAGAAAUUGGAACCUCAAAUCAGUUAGGGUGUUACCACAAGAACUUUUAAUUUUUUAUUUUUCAGUACGAACAAAAUUUGAAGAUCGUUUACAUGUUUAGAGGGUUAAUAAUAAUAGGCUACUUGAAUUUUGUAACAGAACUAGGGUUCUCUAAAUUGUGUAUUUUUUACUUCCCCUUUUUGAAUCCGUACAGAAUUAUGCAAAAAGGACUUCCAAGAUUUUUUUAUUUUUAUAAACCUACAUAUGAAUGUGGUUGUAAAUUGUCAUCGUCCCUGUCUGUCCAUCGUCUACAAUUUCUUGUAAAUGCUCUACGUUUAAAAAAUUGAAUUUUAGAAACUUACGUUAAUUGCUUCUAGAGUUAUGGCUCUUACUUAUUUUUUAAAAUCUUAUGAAUGUUAUAACAGCAAACGUCACAAUUUACUAUAGAUUUGUGUUCUUUGCUUUGAUUAUUUCAAGGAAUAAGUCUAGAAAAUUACAACAAUUUCCACCAAUGCUCCAAUGAUAAUAUUGCUCCCUGUGGUGGUCGAGAAAGUUUCACGAGAUUAUCGGGCAUGAUUUCCCCCCAUGUCAGUUUUGCAGGAUAGAGGGCCUGACAAGGGUCAGUGUCUGUAGUCAUUCGGAUGAGAUGACAAACCGUGGUCCUGUGUACAUGUGGGCGUGCACGCAAAAGAAUCCUUGACAAUUGGAAUUCAAAAUAAGAGUGGGCUGUAGUGCCACUGUCCGAGCAGUAUUUCCCUCAUAGCAAACUGUAUGGUGUAUGCCCAUCUUCAUUAGCCCAGUAUAGGAGCAGAACAGUAGGACAUUAAACCCCAUUUCAUUUCAUUUCAAAUGACGUACAAUAUAAAGAUUUUUUUGUUUUAUUUAUCUAAAGAAAAUUACAGGUUCCAACAACGUUUCAAUAUAAAGAUUUAUAAUUUUAGGAACUAUUCAGUCGAGUUAGUUGCUGUGGGUGUAUCUUUUAUUGUCUGGAAAAUUAUUUUUGGACCAAAGUCUUAAUUGCAUGAAACUAAAAGCAUUUUUUGAAAAUAUUUGCUUAUUACCUAGUAUUUUGUAAGAUUAUUUCGAGGGGUGAUUAACAUAUUAAGUAAAAUAAAAAUCCUAGCAUUUAUUACUUUAUGUACAGUAUUAUGGCCUCAACAAAUUGUUAGGUUCCGAUUUGGAGGCUGGCCUAUUUAUCGAAUCCAUCUGAUUAAAAGAAAGAUCCUAUUUCAUUUCGUUAUUUUAUGGUUCAAAAUUUCAUUUUACUCAUCUUUACUACACUAGGAUCUGGAAGAGUUGUUAUUAUUGACGUGUUCUGGAUGAUGUGAGGGAUUAGCCAAUGAAAGGGUCUGUUACGGCAAGCUUUUUCGUAGAACGGAACUGUGGGUUAUCCACUAGAAACAUCAAAGCUGAUUGGUUAAACAAAUGUUUGCCAUCAUAGGGUCAAAAGUUGCUCGUAUGACCUCUGACGCGACCUCCCAAAACAACUGGUCAGAUCUUUAUGUAGUAGAGGCCAUGGAAAGUAUAAAAAAAAACGAAAUGAAAUAUAGAUCUGUAUUUUAAUCAGAUUGUUUAUCUUACCCAAUAGUGCAAUGACAAGAAACAAAAAUAUUAAUAUUUAUUGGGGCAAUCAAAGGUAUGCAUGUAUUAAUUUACACCUUGAUUUCCCCGUACUAAUACAUCACUCUUAAAUUUUACUUUGGAUAUAUAUUUUUCUUUUAAACAUCUGUUUUUGAAUUCUGGAUAUAUUUUCAGAACCAAACAAUUUGUAUUUUCUACCAUAAGAUAUAGGCCUAAAUGUUACGUAUAGUUAUGUAUUUUCUAACAUAAGAUAUAGGCCUAAAUGUUAUGUAUAGAUAUGUAUUUUCUAUCAUAAGAUAUAGGCCUAAAUGUUUUGUAUAGUUAUGUAUUUUCUAACAUAAGAUGCAAUUAUACACGGACUAAAAAAACUUUACUAAAACCAAUUUAAACCAUAAUUACAUAUUAUGUAGGUUAUUAAAAUUCUUCUUUUCUGAAGAUUUAAAGAUGCAUUAUGUAAGAGUUAAUUCUGUCUAUUGCAGGUCUUUAUUUUGGUUUCAAAUGUUAUAUAAUCUAUUAUUUAGACAUUUAUUCACAUGACAAGCCUCUAAUCAACUCUCUAGAACAUCGGAUGGUGGAGAUUUAAAUGGAUUAAAAUGCUGACAAGAUUUAAAAAUUUAACGAUAAAAAAAAGUGGAUAAUCAAGACUUAGUCUUGUUUGUCCAGUACCGUUACUAUGGUAAUAAACAAUCUAUCCUACAUCUUCCAACACUCUUAACUUUGCUCAGAAUAAAGUAAUUUUAAUGAGCUUUUCAAUAUAUUAAUUUUCUAUUUUUAAACUAUUAUAGCAAGAAUAGACAGCUCUUUAUCUAAAUCUUACGUGAUACAUCUUUAAACUUAAAGUUAAGUAAUGUUGUGGCUCAUACCAGUCUUGAUUCUAUAGUUAUCACUCUGUAAUCAAGAUCAUGGCAAGGGCGGAUCCAGAGACCAUGGAUAGGGCGGGGACACUGGCCUGGGGAUCGUAAUCGCGCUUACUUGCGCAACAGACGCGACCUGGUCCCAGACACGAGAACUACUGGUUUAAAUCAUAGCUCUCCUUGUACAUUACGACCAGUGCGACCCCUGCAUCAAGAUGGGGGGUGGGGGGCGUACGCCGAGUGCGCCCCCUUACUAGAUCUGCCCUUGCCUGGUACUACACAACGAUAAUGUUUUCAGUCACGAAUAGCCAUUAUUAUGUUUUAAAUAGUGUAAUGUACAUUUAUAUAUAUAUAGAUAUACUACCGUCCUAUGGAAAUGUUCAUGUUGGAGUUCUGCUCAACUCAGAAUUCUAGAUCGUGUAAAAAUUGAUAUUUUAUGCUUUAAUUGUUUAAGCAUUGUUGCUCGGAGCCAUAGACUUGGUCGUAACAGCUUUUUAUAUAUGCAUGUGGUAAUUUUAUUAGGAUUUAGGAAACUGUUGAAAUCUAAAUUUCAUUUGCAUGGUAGUUUUGUAGCCUGACAACCAGGUUUUUUUGUUUGAUCAAAUAUGUAGAACAACUUUAUUUUUCAAAGGAUAUUUCAUUAGAGAUCUGAAGAGCAUGUGGAAUAGUUUGAGAGUCAAAGAGAUCAAAACUUUCUUUCAAAACGGAAUAAUGUUGCCUACAUGGAUUAUCUACUUUUUUGACAAAUUUAUUUUACGUUCAUAUUGUGCAAACAUUGUCAAAAUUAUUGUUGCUUCCGCCAUAUUGACUUUUGAUAUUUUUUUAUGACUGAUUAUUCCAAUUCAUUUCAUGUAAGAAAUUUUCCAAAAAAAAAGGAGACAUUACAAUUUCAUGAUCGUGCUGAGCUGAAUUCCAUUAAGAUCAUGACUUGUUGCUCAAGUCUAAAGACGUGUACAUUAUAUAUUCUCUUUGUUUUGUAUUGUCUCAUCUCAAACAUUUUUUUUUUUUCAAGAUCAUAAAACUAACCCAGAGGUCAAAAAACAAUCUAAAGACAUCUUGAAAUUUAUUCCCAUUAUUCAACUUUGAAUAAUUAUGAGGAAAACUUCAAUAACAUAAAUUUCCAUAUUUCAGUUCAGACCAAAUUGCUUUGUUUAAUUUCUUUCAAAACUCGAUCACAAAUAAUCAUGCAGGAAAAUAUACGUGACAAUCAAGAAUAAAUAAGACGAUGGUGAAAUAACUUUUAUUUUGGAAAAAUAACAACAAUCAUGGAAUAUAUAUUUUUUUUAUUUUGGAUAAAUAAGACAAUUGUGGAAUAUAACUUUUUGUCCCCCGCCUUUCGAAGAAAGCAGGGGACUAUUAAAAUGGGUUCGUCCGUCUGUCUGUCCGUCUGUCUGUCCGUCCGUCUGUCUGUCCGUCACACUUUUUGGGACACAAUAACUCUCUUCCUAAUUGAGCUAGAAUGUUCAAACUUGGUGUAUGUGUUUAUUAGGUCAAUGCCUUGAUGGAGUUCGAAGAUGAGCAUUUUCCGCUUAGGGUAAGCAGAGAUAAGCAAUUUGAUUGGUUGAUGCUUUGGGACACGAUAACUCUCUUCCUAAUUGGGCUAGAAUGUUCAAACUUGGUGUAUGUGUUGAUUAGGUCAAUGCCUUGAUGGAGUUCGAAGAUGAGCAUUUUCCGCUUAGGGUAAGCAGAGAUAAGCAAUUUGAUUGGUUGAUGCUUUGGGACACGAUAACUUUUAAUUGAGCUAGAAUGUUCAAACUUGGUGUAUGUGUUUAUUAGGUCAAUGCCUUGAUGGAGUUCGAAGAUGAGCAUUUUCCGCUUAGGGUAAGCAGAGAUAAGCAAUUUGAUUGGUUGAUACUUUGGGGCACGAUAACUCUCUUCCUAAUUGAGCUAGAAUGUUCAAACUUGGUGUAUGUGUUGAUUAGGUCAAUGCCUUGAUGGAGUUCGAAGAUGAGCAUUUUCCGCUUAGGGUAAGCAGAGAUAAAUAAUUUGAUUGGUUGAUGCUUUGGGACACGAUAACUUUAGUUCUAAUUAAGUGAGAUUGAUGAAACUUGGUGUAUAGAUUUAUUAUAUGAAUACCUUAACUAAGUUCGAUAAUGAACAUUUUUUGCUGAGGGUAAGCAGAGUGAUAAGCAAUUUGAUUGGUAGAAACUUUGGAACACAAUAACUCUCCUUCUAAUUGAGGUAGAAUGUUCAAACUUGGCAUAGGUGUCUAUUAGGUGAAUGUUUAAACUUGAUGUAUAUGUAGAUGUUCAUUAGGUGAAUGUCUUGACUGAGUUCAAUAAUUAACAUUUCGAGCUGAAGCUAAGCAGAGCUAAUCGAUUUCAUUUGUCGAUGGUUUGGGACAUGAUAAUCUUGAUUCUAUCUGAUAGAGAGUGAUGAAACUUAGUGAAAAAAAUAAAUGUGCGAUUAAUUAAUAUGUGUCAUCUAUUUAUUUUGCAAUUUCGGCGGGGGACAUCAGCCUCACUGUUGGCUUGUUUAAUUUGGAUAAAUAACAAAAAUUAUGGAAUAUAACCUUUUUUUUAUUUGGGAUAAAUAACUGAGAAGAAUCUUGUAAAUGUUUUAUGACAUCAUAUAUAAUUAUCCAGGAGCCAUAUUCAAGAAAACUUGAACUAAAAUAUUUUAGGAAUCAGCUUUUUUAUUGGCCAAGAGCGAAAAGUUGUGCCAUGAUUUUAAUACUCAACUAAUGAAUCAUCAGUAUUCUUAACCAUACACCAACCUCGUGGGUUUUCUCCGGGUCCUACGGUUUCCUCCCACUGCUAAAGACCCCUACGCGCAAACGAAUUAUUGAAAUAAAAUUGAACCAAUUAGUCCCAAAAUGACCUAGUUUGUGUCGAGUGGACGUUAAACCACAUUUCUCUCUCUCUUAAACAUACAUUAUGCAAGAGCUAAAUCUGUCUAUUGCAGGUCUUUCUUUAAGCCUGAAAUGUUACCUAAAUUAUUAAUUAGACAUUAAUUAAUCAACUCUCGAUGGAUGUCAUCGCUAGCUUGCAAUAUUUACUGGAUUUGAAUAGAAUCUGCUGUUCAACGCUCAUUCAUGAUUAAAUCAAAAAAUGGAUAAUCGAGACUAUGUUUUUUUAUGUACCGUACCGACUUUAGUAAUGAUGAUUAAGGCUAGGCCGAAAAUUCAAUUGCUAAAUUCUCGGUUCAGGGUGGAUCAAUUUGACUGAAAUUUUCAGCAAAUUCCCUUUACAUUAUCUAGUCUAGUUUUUAACUAUUAUAGUGAGAACUGCCAGCUUUCUUUUAUCUAAUCUCCAAUAAUGUAUCCUUAAAAUAUUUUAGUUAAAGUUUUUUUUUUUAUGAAUAAAGCCCCAGUUCUGUUAAUGUAGAUAAAUAACAAGUUAUUUAUGUAUGUUAAACGUUUUCUAUUAAAAAAAAAAUAUGUUUGUUUUUAUACCAGUGUUAAUAGAGUAAUAAUGACAACAGGUUUUACUUUUGUUUGUAGAAAAGUAUUAUAUAAAAUCCAUUUAUGUUUAUCCAAUUUCUUAUUAAAAAUACAU
This is a messenger RNA of Patella vulgata (common limpet), 8179 nucleotides long. Its product is annotated as early estrogen-induced gene 1 protein. Bases 737 to 1750 code for a protein of 337 amino acids. NCBI's taxonomy places the organism in Eukaryota, Metazoa, Mollusca, Gastropoda, Patellidae. The transcript is spliced from 8 exons. The record is from RefSeq and is a predicted model, not a curated record.